Cryptotermes secundus is the source of this 3619-nucleotide messenger RNA. RefSeq names its product protein bric-a-brac 1. The record is from RefSeq and is a predicted model, not a curated record. The coding region runs from base 100 to 1242 and encodes 380 amino acids. The transcript is spliced from 5 exons. NCBI's taxonomy places the organism in Eukaryota, Metazoa, Arthropoda, Insecta, Blattodea, Kalotermitidae. Gene Ontology annotation, molecular function: DNA binding; protein binding. Gene Ontology annotation, cellular component: nucleus. Gene Ontology annotation, biological process: regulation of transcription by RNA polymerase II.
UUGAAGUGUUAGGAAUGGCAGGCAAUUGGUUCGUGAAAUUUGAAUUAUAUUCUUUUUGAGUUAAUGCGUAUUGAGGGAACCGAUAACACAUUUUAAAGAAUGGCAGGACAACAAAUCUGCUUGAAGUGGAACAGCUUCCAGUCCAAUAUUGUUACAAGUUUUGAGAAUUUGUGGGAAGAAGAAGGACUUGUUGAUGUUACAUUGGCUAGUGAUGGUCAAUGUAUUCGAGCUCACAAAGUCAUUUUGUCGGCUUGCAGUCCAUUUUUUAGAAAAGUGUUUCAGAGCAAUCCAUGCCAGCAUCCAGUCAUUAUUCUGCAGGAUGUACAUUUCACAGAGCUUGAAUCUCUCCUGUGUUUUGUGUAUAAAGGAGAAGUGAACAUUGAACAAGAUAACCUACCAGCUUUAUUGCGAGCAGCUGAAACAUUACAGAUUCGAGGACUUUCUGGUGCUUCAGAGCAGGUUAAGGAGAAGAUGGCAGUUUGCACUAAAAAAGGUGCUCUGGUAUCCUCACAAGAGAGUUCACAGGAUGGUCCACCUCCUGUAAAACGUCAGAGGAGUUUGCAGCAAUCCCAGUCUCCACCUCUGCCUGAUACUCCUCUUGCCCUUACUCCUACCUCUCGUCCUAUUCGUUCCCGACAUCCAUCAACAUCAUCAGUGGAACCUUGGGAACAUCCUCAGCAGCCAAAUGAACCUGAAUUCCCACCCAAGGUGGAACCUAGAGACAAUGAGUCAUGCAGUCCAUCACCACAUUUGCUGUCAAUGGAAGAGCCACUGGAAGACAGUACAGAUGUGUCACUUGGAACUACUCUAGAUCUGGCACAGGCUCAGGGAAAACUAGCAGGACCAGAUGCUAGUCAAAUGAAAGGCGAAGGUGAUGGGUCAGGGCUGGACCUCCUGCUCCCCUACCAGAAGCUGCCAUAUGCCUGUCUGCUGCCACGAGCUCAGGUGCUGUCCACGUGGGCCAAGGCUCGAACCUUGGAGCAGUUGGCUUGUGACCUCAUGAAGAUCCUGUUUUCAACUGAGGAACGCAUCCUCUGCAACGUGAAUGGGAAAAUGGGCAAGCGCCAGUUUAAUGUGCAUAAGAUUCAGUUGAUCCGUGAAGUUCUGCAUUUCUUUAGCAGCCUUCCUCCAGCUGAAUUUGAGGAACAGUGGAAGAGCUGUGUUACGAAGAUUGAUACAGCAAAUAGGGGGUUGAAAAGGAAUCUUGUGCUUAGAGGGAGAAAGGCAACAUGUCUGUUGUAGUUGGUUAUCAGGAAAAUUCUGUUCCAGGAAGUCCAUGUGAGGUCAACAUUACACACUGAGAAGACCCACACGUCUAUGAUUCAGGUGUAGGAUAUAAUCUGUUAAUGAAUAAUAUGCCUGUACUUGAGUUGGACCUAUGCAGUGUGGUUGGUAACAAAGGCUUAGUCUGUGGCACAAAUACAUAUUACAUAAAGAAUAUUGAGGUAGCAGAUGAAAUGAGGCAGGACAUAAUUAUGGAGAAUUUAAUAAAAUUUCCCUCAGGUGAAAUAUUGAACACACUCCUGUGUGCCAGAUUGUGUUAUUCCCACCUCUGCCAUUGGAAAAUUGAGAUUUUUAUGAGUGCAAAGAGAGCAUCUGUUGAAAGAGUGAUUGCAUGGUCAGCAAGCUUCAUUUUCUCUUGGUUAAGGGCUUAUUAUUCAAGUUGUAAUCUCAAGAAAUAUUUGCUCAGCAGGAAUAUUAGGGAGAAGACAAUCUACCUCUUUAAUAAUGAAAUUUGUUGCUUAAAUGUGUUCUGUUACUUGUUUACUUUGAGGCCAUAGGGCUGACAAGGAAGUUUUGACUUCAUGUGAUAAGGGUAGCUUGAACAUUUGUGCUGCUCUUUACUGAUAACUUACUAAGUGUUGUCAUUAGCUAGUUCCAGUGAAGUAACUGAAGAAUGAGUAGUUUCAAAGCAGUACAAGUUUGCAGACAAAUUAGGCUUGGCUUUUAAAAUUGCAGGCAUGUUUCAAACAUUGACCAGAAUUCAGUAUAGGGAGAAGAUGUGUUUGGCAUUGAAAAAACUCAUUGGAAAUUAUUUAAGGCUCUGUUAACUGAUAGUUUCUAUUGUUCCUGCAGCUAGCAUUGUAAUUAAUAGAUAAAGUCUGGAGUCGUAAAAGAAGCAGGUAAUCUUUAAUAAGUCAUAGCAAGAGAGGCAAAUGUUAAUAAUAAAAAUGUGUGUACAGUAGUACUGUUGUAUGGAUUUAUGAAGCCCAAACUUUGAUAAUUUUACAUCUAAAUACACUGUACUGAAACAAUUCUUGGUACUGUGUGUACUUGUGAGGAAAUAAAGUGCCAAAAGUUGUGGUGCAACUUUGGAACAAUAUUACAUACUUUUGUAAAUUCGCUUUUAUGUAAUUUUUUUCAGAUCAGUUCAAAAUCUUUAUGCACACGUUUUGGAUUUUGCCUAAGAAUUGCCAUCCAAUUGCAUGACAAAAUAUGUGCCAAUUUUUAAGUAUGAAGUACAGAUUUGCUGUAUUUAUUUUUCGAGUUUUAUCACGUUUACAAGGUAACAUUGAGAAGUCCAUGACAAAAAUUUUCAGCUGGCUGUGCUGUUGAAGAUAAAUUCUCAGUACAGUUUUCAUAUACAGUAUAUUAGUUACAGUUAAAACAUUCUUGAGAUGUAAAAUCAAAGAGAGGACCAUCUGGGUCAUAUAGUCAUUAAUCUUGCUAGGGCAUUUGUUUAUGCCUGUGACAGUGCCCAAUAUAUUUAGUGAUGUAUAUAGAAUAUUAUAUUUGAGAUGCAGUAUUUAUGUAAUAUUAAACAAAAUAAAUAGCCUUGUGAUAAUAGUCCUGGUGGUUGGAUGUAUUGUAUAACGUUUGUUGUAGUUUGGUUGUGAGUAGGGAAUUGUAGAAAUUUAGAUGACUACAAUAUAGAGUUGAGAUGUAAUUUCAUGUAUAGUCAAAAUAUGUGGCAUCCCUUAAAUAAUGUGGUGUUAAGAAUUCAAAAAAAUCUGAUGUAGGUUUAACCAACAGAUUUGUAGUACCUAUUCUUAAAGAAAACAUGAAUGAAAAUAUAUAUUGAGUCAUUUAUGUGUCACCAUUGUUAUCCAGAACUAAGAUGUAUGUACUUACAUGCAUCAAAUUGGGUAAUUGCAGUUUGAAAAUGUGCAUAUAUAAUAAGGAACCCAUUUUGAAACAACAGUGAUAAUGGUCCAGCUGAGUGGUAUCUGAAAAUACUCUAUGAAAUGAAAGCCCAGUAGAAGAAAUACCACUACCCAAGUUAUGUACUUUCCAUAAACUGCCAUACAAUUAACUUUUACAAAGAAAACAGUUAUUCUACAAGUUAUUGUCAUUCAUAUUAUUGUUACAAUAAUUGUAACGACAAAACCCUUAGUCUGUUAAAAUCUUGGUAUCCAUUUUAUGACUGUUCGGUUGGUACAUCUUUUCAGUCAUUAUCUAAGAAUACUUGGUAAGAUCAUCAUAGUUGUUACAAGUAUUGUAACAAACAUGAAGGCAUUGAAUUGCAACAUUGUAAAUUUGGUAAAAGAACUCAAACUAAUUUAGUGUCAGAUACUUAAUGCAUAUUACCAUUAAAUUCUGUUGUAUGGUGGAUUUACAUUUGGUCCAUAUUAAGUACUAACUUGAAAUAGAGUUCAGAGUUCAAAUAUUGCCCCAGUUC